AUGGAGGAGGAAGUUAACAAGCAGAGUAAGGCCGCCGAGAAUGAACGCUCCAAACGCAUAGACGCCGCGCGGACUCUCAAAACUUCCGAGGACGACCUCGCAAAGGCCAAGGAUGCCUUAAAGAAGGCUAUCCGAGAGAGGGGUAGCGCCUCUACGGGUUUAGAUGGCGCCCAAAAACAGGCCGAGGAACAGACAAAACGUCUACUCAAAGCCGAGGAUCAGUUGCAAAUAGCCAAGGAGCAGACCAGUGAUUUGAAGAAAAGACUGAUCACGGCAGAGAAUGCUAAAGGUAUGGCGGAGUAUGCCCGGGACGAAGCCGUGAGGGCCAAGCAGGAGGCUGAAUUUGCCAGAAACGAGGUCGAAGCUGCUAGGGACAAGGCCGAAGAUAAGAGUUACAAUACGGGGGUAGCUGAAACCCAAGCCUCCCUUAAAGCCCAAAUUCCCGAGGUGUGCAGGCUAUACUGCUCCCAGGUUUGGGAAGAGGCCUUAAAGCGAGCUGGGGUGGAUGCUUCGUUUGAUUUGUGGAAGGCGGAGAGCAUAUUUUACCCUCUAGCCAUCCGUGAGGCCGCCUCCGCCAGCUCCGAGGCUGUAAGCGAUCAACACGAGGCAGGGGUUACUCAGUCAGAGGCUGCACAGAUCAGCGUCCCUCCUGGCGAGUCGUUAAAAGGGGGAAAGCUUCAUGAUAUGAUAGAAGCACCUGAAAGUAGGGAUCCCGAGGUGCCCAAAGAGGAUGCCGAGCCUAUGGUCAGCGCUCAGAUCCCUGAUGCCGAAGAGCCAGCCAUAAUUGCCCAGCCCCUGUAG
Messenger RNA from Quercus robur (English oak), 801 nucleotides. RefSeq lists its product as uncharacterized. The record is from RefSeq and is a predicted model, not a curated record. Lineage: Eukaryota; Viridiplantae; Streptophyta; Magnoliopsida; Fagales; Fagaceae. The coding region runs from base 1 to 801 and encodes 266 amino acids. The transcript has a single exon.